Messenger RNA from Acyrthosiphon pisum (pea aphid), 2517 nucleotides. RefSeq lists its product as uncharacterized. Lineage: Eukaryota; Metazoa; Arthropoda; Insecta; Hemiptera; Aphididae. The transcript has 9 exons. Gene Ontology annotation, cellular component: cytoplasm. The record is from RefSeq and is a predicted model, not a curated record. Gene Ontology annotation, molecular function: translation activator activity; mRNA 3'-UTR binding. Gene Ontology annotation, biological process: positive regulation of translational initiation; 3'-UTR-mediated mRNA stabilization. The coding region runs from base 101 to 2011 and encodes 636 amino acids.
UUGUCCAUGCCAUUCGUUACUGUUUCUAAAACUAUUUGACUACCUAGUAGUUUCCUUUGUAUCUUCUCAUCCUUCUUUCCUGCAUUACUGCCAAACUAUUAUGUCACAAAUGAAACGAGGCCGCAAGAUAACGUAUACUAGCAUUGAAGAGAGAUACCAUCACUUGGAGCUGUCUACGCUACAACAACAAACAUUCAGAUAUAAUAACCAAAACGUGGCGGAUAAACGUGUUGGAUCAACCAUGGUGCCAAACCGAAUAUUUGUCGGUGGUUUAGCCAAUGGCACCUCAGAACAAGAAUUGCGAAAUUUCUUUUCAAUUUAUGGAGAAGUUAAAGUUGUAAAAAUUGUAAAAGACAAAGCUGGUUCUCUCAAAGGAUUUGGUUUUAUUACUUUCGGUUCUGAAGAAGAAGUCAAAAAAAUAAUUGAUGCUGGUCCCGUUCUGAUGUUUAAAGAUAAACGUAUCAACAUAGCUCCUGCUUAUGAGAAAGAUAUCAAAAGCAAUUACGAUUCCAACAGCCCUCCUCAACAACAAUCACACUUAAUGUCAUAUAGUAGUCAAGUUCAGCAAUAUUCAGUUCCUCCAUUACCAACUCCAGCUCAACCAAUGUUAGCACCAGUUAUGUAUACUUAUCAAAAUGGGAUGGCUUUUUUUAAUAUGCCAAUCAAUGGGAAUACUGCUGUAACUCCUCAACCUCCUGGUCCACAAAACUCGUCAUCAACCGAAUCCCUCCCUAAUGUAUAUGCAGCUCCUUAUGGAACACAAAGUACUACUAGCAUGCAAGGUUAUAGUGGCCAACCUAUAUUCUAUCCAAAUCCAGUACCUCAAGUUCUGGUACAACAAGCUUACCCUAACUUACCAGUGAGCUCAGUUUGUAACAAUACUCAAGGAUCAAAGGUUCUUUUUUCGAUGCCUUGUGAUACACCUUAUUAUUCGGGAACUCAAAUGUCUAAUAUGAUACCUACUCCUGAUAUGGCCUAUCCCAUGCCAGUCAUGUCACCAUAUAUGCCUUAUAUGGUCGCAACUUCUGAUGGUGGUUAUCCAUAUUAUGAUCCAGUCAUGGAAAAUAUUCAGCUUGUUCAUCAACCGGUAUUUACUGAACAGUGCGCAAAUCCUAGGCCCCCUUCAUCAGAUGCUUCGGUAGGACAAGCGCAAGUAAUUACCACGAAUCAGUUUGUAUCACUGAUGUCCGUAGUUAGAAAUGACGAGGAAAAACCUCAGACAUAUACACCUGAACCACAGCAGUUAUGCCUAACUCCGGUCAUAAGUUUAGCAGAGCCUCCGCCACAAACAGUCUCUCAACCAAUAGUUUCUAAGCCCACCACGUCGUCUACUCCGGAUCCUGAAAAAUCUGACCAAUCACCCAAUCAAUUACUUAUGACUCAAAUUCAGUAUAAUAUUAGACACCCCCCACCUUCUAUAAAUAUACGUCCAGAACAAAAGGACUGUGCUAAGCAACGUGGUGAUGCUCAUCAAUAUCAGGGCAACAACAAUAAUUUAUCUAUUAAGAAUAACAACGACUACAUGAAAAAUGGACCCAAAAAGUAUCUGGAGGCUCGCACAUUUUAUAAAACUGGGCCAACUACUAUACCUCAUCCUAGGCAUACUAAUAAUACUACUGGUCCUAUGGUCAAUUCAUCUUUUACUAGCCCGUUUUUUGUUCCUAAUUCAAAUUUCCGUCACCGAUUUCCUAAAAUGCACUAUCCUGCUGUUCCUCAGGUGAUGUUAAAUCCAAAUUAUCCUUAUCACAAUCAGGGAAACGUACGCCCCUCUAAUGGCCAUCAGAUGUUCAACAACAGAGGAGCCAGGUAUGGUGGCAAUAACUACCAAAGCAACAAGAAAAACUACAGUUCUUACAAGGGAAAUAGAAUCAAUCGCUAUACACCUGACCAAGGCGAUAAUCCUGAAGUUUCCAGCAGUGAAGAUAGUCGUGCAGACCAGAUAACCAGUGUUGAUAUAGGCCCCCCUCAGGUAGAAGGCAUGUGUUCGGACAUGAGGUCAAUGGCCAUUUAAAAAUAAAAACAAAGAAUUACCGCUUUCUUAUAUGAUCAAAGUUAAAUAGCUCCAACAAGACUGGCCAGCUCCUAAUAUUUUUGAUUUUUUAUAGUAUUAUUUAACUUAAUUCCCCCUCCUCAAACUCCAGAAAAUGGCAACGAUCUUGGUCGAUAAAAAAUAUAUUUAUAUUUAUACUUGCAAAAUAUUUCGCCCUCUGUGUUCAAGAUUGUUAUUUAUUGAUAAUUUAUAAACACUUAUAGUAGGUAGAUAUGCAAAUUGUGGCGACCCUUUAUGACAAAAAAAGGCUGUUUUACUGUGAUAAAAAAUUAUUUAAAAAAAUAAAUAUCCAUUGUUAAGGCACCUUAAGUACUUAAUCCAAAAGUCUUAAUGAUUUUUGCUCAAUAGUGCUCGAAAGAAAUUUAGGUCUUAUAUAUCAUAUGUAUAUAUAUAAAUAUAUUUAUAUUUAUUAUAUGUAUUUUAUAUAUUUUAUCAUUGUUAACAUAUACUAUUAAUGCCGAAUGUUA